CUCUGAAGCGCCGCCUGUGGUUUUUGUUCCCAGUGCCGAGGGGACAGGAGUGUCUGCGGUGCGAGCUGCUGAUGAGCAGGUCGCCCUGAAGCUACACCACGGUCGGGGAUCGCCGAAGAGAGCUCUGAGAUGACAUCUUGCUGACCAGCUUAGCAUCUCGUCUGCCCUGGCCUGUCCUCCACAUGGCUACAGCCAAGAAGAGCUCCAGGGCCAAGGCGGGGGGUGUGCGAUUCUCCGAGGAGCCGGCCGCCACAUCCCACGUUCAUUUCGACGACAAGCUGCAUGACUCGGUCGUCAUGGUGAUCCCGGAGCCAGAUGGGAACUUCCUCGUGAAGGUGGGGUUCCUGAAGAUCCAGCACAAGUAUGAGAUCGUGUUCACGCUGCCGGAGAGCCCCCGCCUGGGCGAGAACGUGAGCCCCGCGCCCGUGCCCAACCCCCACCUCCGAGUCACCGACGUCAAGCCUGCGGCCGAAGGGGGGCUGCAGGUGACCUGCGAGUACACGGCCCACCAGGAGGGGGUGCUGCGCGAGGAGAUGGUGCUGCUCAACGAGGGCGGUGACCCGCCCUGCCUCCGGGUCCGAGUCCAGGCCCGCGUCAUGGACCGGCAUCACGGGACGCCCAUGCUGCUGGAGGGAGUGCGCUGUGUCGGUGCCGAGCUGGAGUACGACUCGGAGCAGAGCGACUGGCAGGGCUUCGACUAGCCAGCGCCGGCCCACCGUCUGCAAGGGGGCGUCCUGUUCCAGAAUGUGAAUCACAGCGGGGGGUGGGGGAGGGCGGGUCUGUUUUAAGGCACAGGUGCACAGCUCCAGUCCCUGAGGGCCAGAAUCCCACAGGUUAUCCAGGGCUUCUUUAAAGCAGGAACAGUUGGGAGAACUUUGACGGGAGUGAAAUUGUUUCCACCUAAGCUAAUGAUCAGCCCAGUUAGUUCAGUAAUGAGCUCUGUGGGCCUCUAGGACUGGAGUUCUGCACCACUGUUUCAAGGGUUACUAUUUUUUUGUGUCUUGUCAAGAAACUUUUACAAAGCUGGGAAAAACAAAACUUUUUUUUAGAAUUUCUUGUCAAGCGUCUGCUUUUCACAUCGGUGUUUGCAUCCAUGGACAAGGUCUGUGAUUUUUGAAGGCAAACUGCUUUUCUUGACAGUCUCUACUGGUGGAUCCAUGUUUAUAUGUUACUCGUACUUGAUCUUUCUGGCCGGUACUUCACAGGCACUGCCAGCAGGGGGAGGUACAGAGAGCUGUUGUUCUGCUCUUCAGCAAUUCAGAGAGCGCCCACCUGCUUAUGUAAGAUUGUAUUGCACAGGUGCACGAUUCCAGUCUUUGAGGGAAAGAAUCCAGCAGCAUUUCUAGGUCUCUUUAAAUCAUCAACAGCCGAGAACCUUUGAAAAGAGUUCAACUCGGCCAGUUGUGCUAAGAGUGGGCUCAGGUCUUUACCAACAGUGGUGUGACGGCGUCCCCCAGCCCUGGAUUUGCGCACUGAGGGAGGGCUGGAAGCGCUGCAGCCCCUCCGAGCUCCGCUGCAUCGCAGUGUCCGUGCAGGCUGUGUCCACGCCGUGCACCCCCACUCUCUGGCCAGGCCAGCCUUCGUCUUCAAGGCCAGCUUUAGGCGCCAGGUGUUUUGCAGGUGGGAGGGGACGGUAGGAGACUGGAGGUGAGACACUGGCGCUCCAAUCCCCGGGGCCGAAAGGGGAGGAGUGAUGGCUGUGUGGACCGGCGGGGGACCUCCCCUCCUCCCUGCGCGGCCCGGGGGCACCUGCGGGCGCUGCUUACCGCUCGGCCCGGAGGAGCACACUCCGCUCGCAAGCGGACACGCGGACACGCCGUGGACACCGCCACCUCUGCCACCGCGGCCAUCUGCACAGCUUGGAAUGUGUCUGAGCCUCAUUAAAGCUCUCCUGCUUGCUGCACA
Messenger RNA from Lepisosteus oculatus (spotted gar), 1905 nucleotides. RefSeq names its product adipose secreted signaling protein (gene adisspb). Lineage: Eukaryota; Metazoa; Chordata; Actinopteri; Semionotiformes; Lepisosteidae. The record is from RefSeq and is a predicted model, not a curated record.